Glossina fuscipes is the source of this 5360-nucleotide messenger RNA. RefSeq lists its product as uncharacterized. Lineage: Eukaryota; Metazoa; Arthropoda; Insecta; Diptera; Glossinidae. Gene Ontology annotation, biological process: regulation of transcription by RNA polymerase II. Gene Ontology annotation, cellular component: nucleus. The coding region runs from base 1301 to 4993 and encodes 1230 amino acids. The transcript has 16 exons. Gene Ontology annotation, molecular function: DNA-binding transcription factor activity, RNA polymerase II-specific; RNA polymerase II cis-regulatory region sequence-specific DNA binding; protein dimerization activity. The record is from RefSeq and is a predicted model, not a curated record.
UUAUAGAAAAUUGGAAAAAAAGCGAGAAAUCGAGUAAUAACAUGUGAUUCUGAUUUGCAUUUUCAUAUGAAAAUGCGCUGAUUAUUUUAAUGUUGCAAAUGCUUGAAAAAGAAUUAUAUUCAGAGAAGACCCUUUGCAAAGGAUCUUGAAAAAUUCAAAUGUUCUUAAUAAUAUAUAUGCAUCCGGUCAGAUACUUUGUUGCUGUCAGGCCAUAAGAAUGAACAUACGCACGUUCUUCUCCGAGCUAUUUAAAAACAGAAUUUGAUGCAUAUUAAGACAAUUAUCCCUUCGAUAUUUCUAUGAGCAACUGAAGUGGUAAUUUCAGUAACCAGCUUUUUCAUUCUUAAUAAGGAUUUUCUGCUUUCUGGAAGAAAUAUUACCCCGCAACUAAAUUUUCAUGUAAUCUAAGUUAAUUCACUAUCCUAGGCUUAUACAAUGUAGUGGUUUUCCGUUCUUCGUAAAGAAAAACUUAGCUUGAAAGCUGAUAUUGAUCUAAGUGGUUAAAUCAAUAGGUAGUAGGUGAACGCUAGGCAAAAAGUUGUAACAUAAAAACUCUCGUUGGGUUUAAAGAUAGAGCGUACGCACAAAUACAUCGGAAAUCGGGAAAAUUCCAGCAUUCUAUAAAUGUCAAACCCUAACGAAGUCGAUUAAAGUUUGGGAUUGAUCGUCAUCAAUUCUUCGUAUUAUUCUUCACAUUCUUUCCAUUUUUACUACGUAUACUACGCUGUCGUAAAGAUGAUUUAUUAUAACACAAUUACAGAAGUAAUAAUGAACUGAUAACGAGCUAGAAAAACAUUUUCGAAAGGAAAAAAGAGGAGAAAACAAACACGACAAAAUUAAAAUGAAGAAGAGAUAGACUAUAAGAACCAAAAUGGGAAAAAAGUGAGCGCUGGCUGCUCUCCAUUCCCUUAUCAAAACCUACAUAAUCAAUGGUACUUAUCACUUAAAAUUCGAUUUGUAUUGUUUUAGUGUACUGUUUGAAAUGGAAAGGAAAACAUCGACAAGAACCGCUAAUCGCAUCAAUCAUAUUUUUUUCAACUGUGAUAGUAUAGAGUGUUAUUGUUAUUUGAUAUCGUCAAAAAUGGUCAGUAAACCCUUAAUCCGCAAGUGUACAUAGUGUCUGUUAAAAAAUAAUUAUAAAUUAAAGAUAAAAAUGAAAUGAUUUGAUUAGCGGAUUGAAUAAACAUUUCAAAGUUUAUUUUGUAAAUAUUGUUUAUGUUAAUCAACGUACGAGCGCGGGCAUGUAAUAUAAUACCUAUUAAUCUGUUAUCAGUCUUCGACCACUGUAGUGAAUGCCAGUAUGCCUGCCAAAAGUGUACCCGCGAAUUUUUCAACGGAUUCAAAUUCAUCCGUUUCCUCUGUGUCAGCCAAAGCUGAACGUGAAUCCAUUCAUUCGGGUCAGUUUAUGGUUUCAACCUUUGAAGCCGAAGAAACCCAAGACGAUUUGGAUGAUGGGGAAGUGAAAAUGCUUGAUCCAGAAGAUCCAAGUCUUUCAAAACUUGACGAGAGCAAUACAUGUCUAGAAGUGCAGUUGUAUGUACCACGUAAGGUCAUCCAGCAGCAUAAACAAGAUGGUAAUUCAAUAGGCUUGAUUACUUCACAUCUCGAAAUUGAAACUUCGCUAACCAAGCUGUUCAAAUGCAUGGACUUAACCUAUAGUCAAAAACUGACAUCUCCGAAAUGGAAUCACUUCAAAGGGGUACGUUUACGUUGGAAAGAUAAAAUCCGAUUAAAUAACGUUAUCUGGAGGUGCUGGCACAUGCAAUUUAUUCUUAGACGUAGAACUCCAGUCUGUCAAUUCGCUUCGCCUCUAGAUGUGGAUAUUCACAGCAAUCCGCAGAGUGUUGUGCUCGAAGGGAAAUAUUGGAAACGUCAAAUGGUUGUGAUAAAGGCCGAAUAUCGAAAAUGGAGAAGAAAUUUUAAAUCAAAAGUUACUGGAUCUUUAAAAUAUGACACGAAAAGUGAACUUGAUUUCUUGGAAUGGUCUCCUUUAAAUGACAAAAAUUUAAUGAUAUCUGAGGACUGGACCUCUGAUACAUUGUUUUCAGCAAUUAAUGUUCCAUUUCCCUUUCCUGAUUCCAGAGAAAUUGCACGAGGUGCUGGUAUUGCCGACUUUAUACAACCCAGUCUCGGACCACUACAACCAAAUUUAGAUGAUAUAGAAGAUAUAACGGUUGUUGAACUAUUACAAAAUUCCCGCUUGGCUCCAGUUCCCGAGGAAGGCUCCGAAGAAAUGCUGAAAAAUGUAGAUUAUGGAUUCUCCGAUAUUAUGGGUUCCAACACCCUAAUGGAUGUUUCGACGCCAAAUGUAGUUACGUCGUUGCCAAGUGCUACUGAAGAUGCUAAUAUGCUUGAACUUAACACUCCGUUAAGUACACUGCAAUUUACUGAGAUGUUGAAUGAAGCUAAUCAACCAAACACGCAUUCAAGUACAAUCGCUGAGGAUACUAUUAUGGAAGAGCCAACGUUACAAAAUUCAAGUAAUGUGAUAAUGCUGUCCCAUACAAACCCGGUGUCUACAAAUCGAAAUUUAGCUAAACUUUAUGUUGGUGCGCUUGAAAAUCAUAAUAGUAGUACCAGCGCAAACAGUAAUGCAGUGGUACGUCAAAGUGGAAAUGACUUUCCAGUAAAAAAAGGACGAAUAUCUAAGAACUCACAAAGGCCAUUUAGACGAGAACCGCACAAUUACGAUAAAGCACAGCCUACUUUACAUCAGACUACAAUAUAUCAGCAAAUGUUGGCUGAACAGCAAAAAGCGCACCAAGUGCAACAUCAGCAACAGCUUCAGCGACAACAACAGUUGCAAUCCUCAAAUGCAGUGGUGGCUACUUUACAACAUCCAAAUAAUGUUUUUCCAACCACACCCCAACAACAGCAACAUUUUUCUGGCCAAUUACCGUUCGUUAGCAAUGCAUCAAUGUUAAACAACAGUUCGACCCAUCAAUUCGCUGGUAAUGUUUCCGAAAAUAUUUUGAGAAUUGUAAACAAUACGAAUGUUACAAGAGACUUUGCGGGCAUAAUGCCGCCAAGCGCUAACGGUGGUACGUCAUCGGCUAUGAGCAAUCCUGAUACAUUUAAUGUAAGAACAGAAAUACCUUCAUCUGAAGUGCUUUCGAUGUUUAAUCUUAGCACAGGCGACGUAGGCGACGGAUACGGUACCAAUUCGAACACUGAUGUUAAUUCAUAUAAACCGUCCAACACGCACUUGGGUACUUUUAAAAAGUCUGCCUCAACUGGCGCUUACAUUAACGUAUGUGCUAACAAUAGCGGCCUGCAGCAAAUGUACUUUCAGCAAGAUGGGGGAAUUCAAGUAGAACAAACAGGACAAAUGUCUACUGUACCACAAUCAUUACCCCCGCAAAUUGGCACUCAUUUGGCCGGUCUGGCGAGUGCUAUUCAGCCGCGCCUCGUAUCGCACGUAUCACCUACAAGCAUUUCUUCUAGUCAGCGAACUUUAUCUUUGAAAUUGAAUAUGUCUCCUCAAUCAUCGCAAAUUAAUAAUACACCAGUCGUGCCUGUACAGACUCAUUUGCAGACGCAACAAAUUGGUCAAGCAGUAAUGAGCAAUACGAUGCCAAAAGAGAUGUACCGUUCGAAUAGUUUGCCCUUAAAUAGCUCUAUGCAAAAAUUGGAAGCGUGUCAAACGUCAAACGAACAUUUUGUGGUUCCCAAGUACCAAGCAGCACCUAAAAGCGUUAAAUCUCGUAUGCGUAGUAACUCCAUCCAUCAUCACUUAAGUCAAACGCCGAGCAACACAAACCUAUCGGCGGCAGACAGCAUGAGCGAUGAUACAGGUAACUUGAACGUUAACACGCAACUACACACUGCCACCAGUGAUCCCAUGCUGAAUAGCACCUUAGCUCAGCUCUUAAGUGCAAAUUCUCAAAUGUCAUGUUCGGGCCGACCACGAAAUGCCUCCAUAAGUUCCAAUUCUUUGGCAAAUACUCCUGUGUCUGCGUUGCAUAGUGCGCAGAACAAAACAUCUCCAAUGAAUGGUUCGGCAGUAACCAGCACGUGUAUGGCUGCUGCGCAACGCAGCAUUUCGCCCCCACCUUCUCCGGGAGUUUCUGCUCUAACAGGAGACAUUAACUCGCCGUCAAUGGAUAGAGAUUUACUGCCACGUCAAACCCUCAAACAUUGCGGGCAAACUCAACAACAGCAACCUCUCCAUAAAGCACCAAAGAAAUCCAGUUCAUUGCCUACGCAAAUUACGGCGUCAUUACUAAAUAAUCCAUCUGCUCCUAAAAUGUUAAGCUAUCCCCUGAGUGCCGGUCCGCAACAUCAUCAAAGUUUGUCACCCGAAUCUUAUCUUGAAACAGAGUCUCAGCUUUCUCCAACACACAUUGUUAAAUAUCCACGCGAUAGCCAGCGACGUGCGGGGCACAUACAUGCCGAACAAAAGCGACGUUACAACAUUAAAUAUAGUUUUGAUCAAUUGCAUGAUUUGAUACCACAACUGCAACAGAAUAGUGCAAAGUUGAGCAAAGCCGCAAUGUUGCAAAAGGGUGCAGAGCACAUCAAACAUUUACGUAACGAACGUGAUGCGCUUAAAGAUCGAAUGGAGGCUUUGCGUAUGGAAAGAGAUGCUCUUAAUAAUUCAUUAACACAUCUUCAUUCAAUUUUACCAGCUAAUGGAGCCCCAGUUACCCGGCAAGGCACUGAACGUGUACGACAAUUGUACGAGCAAUAUAUACGGUUUCGCACAAUGGAAAACUGGAAAUUUUGGAUUCUUGGUCUUAUUGUGGAACCUCUGUUGUCAUCUUAUACGACAACUGUAUCGAGUGCCAGCUUGGAUGAAUUAAGGCGAACGGCUUUCCUCUGGGUGGAUCAGCAUUGUUCGUUAAUCGAUUUAAGGCCAGCGAUCUCCAAUAAACUAAAAUAUCUGAUGACGAAAACCGAAAUUCUAUCUGAUCCACCAUCUACAUUACAAGAAGAAGUUGCCAAAGCUGUUAAUAACACCAUAGGUCAGCAUCCGAAUUUGCACGGCACAUGAAUGCUUGCGUAAAAGACGUCUUCGUGUACAUACAUAUACGCAUGCGUAGAUAUUUGCUCAAAUUCUUAUAAAAUUUGUUUGUCUACGAAUAUGAUAACGAUUCUAUACGUAUUUCUUAUUUUUCUUACCCUUAGUUUUUAAAAUACUUUUCAAACAUUUUCAAAUGGAAAAAAAAUUGUACAAAUCGUUUAUUUUUGUAAUUCAUAAAGUGUGUAUGUGUGUGUGAGUCAGUGUAUAUGUUUAUGUACGUUUUUAGGUGGAAAUAUGAUAAUCGUAAAAACAAUGUGCCUACAAAUUGUAUAUUUUAAGUUCAUAGUAAAAAAUAAAUUUUUUAAAUUUACAAUUUUUAACAAGGAAAAAAAAAAAA